AUGCCUCCACCAAGCCCGCAACACGCCGGGCCGACGACGAAACGGACGCGGCAGCCCUCCGCUCGCGUGAGGGAGGCCGACGACUCCGCAGUGGCGGCGGCAGCGGUGGCCGCCGCCCACCGCCGUAGCAAAACCAUCAGCAGCGUCGGCGGCGCGAAAUACGCUGCAUACCUGGCAAAGAAAAACGCGCGGCGCCGAGAACAGGUCGCAAACGCGAGGCUGAAGCGCGUCGCGGCGAGCGUCGCGGCGCGUGAUGCACGCGCGCGGCGGCGAACGGUGGCCAACGCCGACGCCGGCCGCGGCACCUGCGGCGUGCGCGAUGACCCGCUCGCGGCGGCGGCGGCCGCCGCUGCCGCUGCCGGGCAAGCCGCGGCCGCGGCCGCUGCCGCCACCGCCGCCGCCGUGGCCGCGGCCUCCGUCGCAGCAGACGCCUCUGCUCCUGCGGCUGCCGCCCGUGCCCAACGCGGCGGCGGCAGGCGGGCUGCGUCGGCUUCGUCGGUUUCUGCUGUGGCACUGUCAACAGCAGCAGCCGCUCCUCCUCCUGCCGGGGCGCAGCAGCAUGCUACCGCCGCCGCUCGUCAGACCCCGCUGGCGCACGCUCCUUUUGUGGUUGCGGCGGUGAGCAGCAGAAAAUCGUCUUAUUAG
Messenger RNA from Monoraphidium neglectum, 645 nucleotides. RefSeq lists its product as hypothetical. Lineage: Eukaryota; Viridiplantae; Chlorophyta; Chlorophyceae; Sphaeropleales; Selenastraceae. The record is from RefSeq and is a predicted model, not a curated record. The transcript has a single exon. The coding region runs from base 1 to 645 and encodes 214 amino acids.